This is a messenger RNA of Neodiprion virginianus, 4300 nucleotides long. It is a transcript of the gene Optix, whose product is annotated as homeobox protein SIX3. The transcript is spliced from 3 exons. Gene Ontology annotation, biological process: regulation of transcription by RNA polymerase II. Gene Ontology annotation, cellular component: nucleus; transcription regulator complex. The record is from RefSeq and is a predicted model, not a curated record. Bases 1436 to 2854 code for a protein of 472 amino acids. Gene Ontology annotation, molecular function: DNA-binding transcription factor activity, RNA polymerase II-specific; RNA polymerase II cis-regulatory region sequence-specific DNA binding. NCBI's taxonomy places the organism in Eukaryota, Metazoa, Arthropoda, Insecta, Hymenoptera, Diprionidae.
GCCGGCGUUUUUGAGGAGUAGGUAGAACCGACUCCUGGUCCCGGAGUUCCGAUGUGACGUCCACGGACAAACGUAUCAUGCAGGGGAGAGCCGGGGUAGGGACGACGGCUUGUAAACGAAACCAGUUUGCUAUCUGAUCCGACUGAAGCAACAGCCCAAAAACUGGACUCUGCAGACCACCGCGUAGCAACUACUCCGAAUUUCUAUCGAAAAUCAAAACCGUAUAAUAAUAAUAAUACUAAUAAUAAUAAUAACAAUAACAAUAAUAAUAACAAUAAUAAUAACAAUAAUGCGUUGCAACACCCCUCGCCUAACCGCAAGACUUCCUUGAACAGUCGGGAAAAAGCAGGAAAAUUAAAAAAAAGUAAUAAUAAACUACCGUAUGAAAAUCAAAACCAAUAACGAAAAAAAAAAACGAGUAUACGUAAAAUGAUAAAAAAACGUGAGUAAUUCAGGUAAAAUUGAUUAUUGCUUAUACCGAUGAGUGAACGUGUUGUUUGUUGUAUGUUGGUUCGUUGUAGAGGCGAGUUUUUAUUCACACUAUCUUUUCGUAAAAUGUGGCGGUGAAGUUUGUCGAUCGUUUCGGGGUGCAAGGAGGGUGAAGAGAAAAAAUAAGAAAAAAAUUCAACGUGAUACGAUGUGAGUGAGAAUUGAAUUGAAAAAGUGAUUCGAACUGAUUCGUGACGUAAAUCGAAGAACGGGGGGGAAAAAAGGUGUUUGCAACGGAGCUCGAAUUGCUAUUGGUUCAAAGAUAGAAAGCUAGUUGUAAUUUAGGGAUUGUUAUAAAGUGAAGGCUUUGUCAGUGUGAUGGUUAACGGAUGUUUGAGAACUUUAUGAACACUUUAGUGAUUCCGAAAUUACGGACCGCCGACAAUAUACCACAAAUGCGAAGCUCUGGCGGAAGACUAAUAAAAUAUUGUGUAAUCCAUUGGACUAAAGUAUGUGAAGAUUAUGAUGUCGCUGGUAAAGUGACUUUAACGCCGCGGGAAAAACCGCUGCGUCGUAAACAGGAAUAUAUCAUUCCAAGUGAAAUUACUAGACGAAAUCAAACGAAGAGAAAAAAAAUGAUUACGUAUUAAGCCAAGUAACCUGAAAACUUUAAUAAGCCUUUACCCCCGCAACGAUAAUUAGCUCUUCAAUUAUUACCCCAUAAUUUCCCCAGGUUGCUAAGAAGAAUUAAAAAAAAAGUUUAUCGCUAAGCAUCGCCAUAAAUAUAAAGUUUUUGGAACCACACACGAGCCCGGAUGAAUUUUUGAAAACGUCCCCAAAGAAAGGCCUCCGGAUCAAACCGCGUUUAGCCAACUCCGAGUCGAAAUUCUCUAGGAUAUCGAGGAAGCGAAUCGGUAUCGGUCGGCGAACUUCCCCGUUCCCCGAAUGAAUUUUGACUGUCGCUGACAACCGGGAGGCCAGGCCGCAACCAUCAAUAAGAACCGAGAUGUCAGCCGUUGCUCCAGCUGGUACUGGAAGUGCGACGCCGAACAACAGUGGGCCGAUCGUCCCGGCGCCGCUCUUCGCGUUGCCGCUGUCAUUUACGGUUGGCCAGGUAGCGACGGUCUGCGAAACGCUCGAAGAAAGCGGAGACAUCGAGAGGCUGGCAAGGUUCUUGUGGAGCCUGCCGGUAGCGCACCCGAACAUCCAGGAGUUGAACCAGAGCGAAGCGGUGCUGAGAGCCAGGGCGAUAGUCGCCUACCAUUCGGGCCACUUUCGCGAGCUUUACGCGAUCCUUGAACGGCAUAAAUUCACGAAAGAUUCGCACGGAAAGCUGCAGGCGAUGUGGCUCGAGGCGCACUAUCAGGAGGCCGAGAAGCUGCGGGGAAGGCCGCUGGGUCCAGUGGACAAGUACAGGGUAAGGAAGAAGUUCCCCCUGCCCAGAACAAUCUGGGACGGCGAGCAGAAGACCCAUUGCUUCAAGGAACGCACUAGGUCCUUGCUCAGAGAGUGGUACCUCCAGGAUCCCUAUCCGAAUCCGGGAAAGAAGCGGGAACUCGCAGGAGCGACGGGACUGACACCAACGCAGGUUGGAAACUGGUUCAAGAAUCGGAGACAGAGGGACAGAGCUGCCGCCGCUAAAAAUCAAAUGCAGCAACAAUCGGGACCGGGAAGCGGAUCUCAGCGACGAGCCCUGAGCCCGGGACCCGGCGGAAGUGAUUCGGAGGACUCUGACAUCUCCCUGGGACGAACCUCGCCGCCCUCGCCGGCAUCCUCGCCGCCUCCGACCCACCAGCCGUCCCCGGUUCCGCUGGGCUCGCUGGGCCCUCUGCCCCCACCGCCCCUCAACUUUCGGUUCGACUCGGCGCAGCCCCAAUUCCGGUUCGCGCACGCGCCGGCCUUCAAAUUCUCGCCAACCGGCUUCCCGUUCGGACCCCAUAGCCCGCAGCACAACCACCCGAGCAUCGCCGGUGGUGGGAUAUUCAGACUGGCUGAAACCAGUCCCUUUCAGGCCGUAGGACCCAGGGGCGAUCUCGGCUCGAGACUUCCGGAUCCGCUGGGCCUGCCACCCCCGCGACUCCACCCCCACAAAGGGCUGCUGCACCACCCUCACCCCCCGCACCAGCUGACCGAAGGUAUAUCGAGGUUAUCGGACGGCUCUCGUCUCUCCGACGGCGGCGUUUCCCGUCUCUCUGACAGCCUCUCGGAGGCUCACAGCCCCCCAUUGAUGGCGACGAAUCUCUCCGUCACCGGUCCGCUCAGAGUCGCGGUGCCGAGUCCUCACACCCCUUCGUCAAGGGGCAGCCCCCCGGCGGGGCAGCAUACGCCGCAAGGUCACGGCCAAGGUCAGAUGAUGAAGAGGAUAGUGACGCCCCCGCCGCAUCCGACACCCCCAAAAAUUCACAGGCCAUUCUCGCCCGCGUGAUACGCGAGGAGAUGAAACGUUGCGUGAAAAUUGAUGCGAUUCAACGGAGUAUGAUGAUAAUAACGAUGAUAAAUUCAAUGGAAAUACGAGAUAAGUGUAUAAAUAAUAAUAACCUCGCGAUAAAUUCUUUGAACGCAAAUUUAAUACGCGACACCCGAUCGUUCGAGAAUUAUAAUCGAGCCGUGGUUAAGUAGUGACGAUGAUUAUCUGAAGGAAAAAAAAAAAAAAAAAAAAAACGAUGCGUUGACUAAUAAAUUUGACGAAAAAUAUAAAUAUAACGUAAUAUCAACGGCGGAAGACAAGGCUGCUUUCUUUUUUUCUAACGUUUCCAGAGUUCAGCUGGAUUUGAACGUGCAUUUUGUAUAAUACAUACGAUAAACGAAUUGUGAAAAAACGAAUGGCGUUAUUGUAGGUAAUGUGAUCAAAAUCAAUAUGAAAAUACAGAUGAACGGAAUGCUCGUUGAGGCGCACAAAAAAAGCGAUGUACCUACAUCAGUGUUACAAUGUGACGGAACAGUUUUGUUGCAUGCAUAAACGUGAAAGAUUCAAUUUUCAAUUCAAAAAUAUAACUUUAGAGACGACGUAAAACCGGAUCCCGACAAAUAAACGUAUAUUGUAGAAAAGUGAAACGUAUGGAAGAGAAAAGAGAAAAAAAUAAAAAAACAAAAAAUAAUAAUAAUCAUAGAACAAAGAGGGGAAAAAAAAAAACCUAUAGAAAUUCAUUCGAAUGUUUUGCGGUGUAUUAUUGAAAAAAAUUGUUACACGACGACGCGUCGAGUUAAUAAAAAGAAAUAGAAAUAAAUAACAAUGGUAAAUUCACAUUGGUUUUUGUCAAAAAAAAAGAAGCCCUUUCCAUACCGUGGAAAAAUUCUAAAAUAUCGAUAUUGAUAAAACGUUUUAUUAUCGUCAAACUUUUAUAACCAAAUACUCUUCUACUGCUACUACCUCUACUUCUACUGCUCUGAAUCUUCUUCCUCAUCUUCACCGUCUUUCCUGUUUUCUUCUUUGCUCCGCUAGUAGGUAUGACAAAGUGUAAAAGUAAGAUUGGAGCUGAGAAGCUUGCGAAGCUAAUCGAGAAUCACUGGAUGGAUAAAAAAAAUUAAAUAAAACGAACGGCAAGGACAAAAUGAAGAAGAACCAUCUUCGCGCUUAGCCCGGAGCAAUGUUAUUCCCCAUUACCUUUAUCCCGAGCAUCAAUCACCUAAUCGUGCCCCUGUUUUUUGUAGAUAGUAUCGAUAGUAAAAAUUCUCGUAUAACCAAUUCUAUAGCAUUAAAAACAAUACAUAUACAUGGACUGUACUAUACAUAAAUCGGCAUACAAAACUCAUGCGUAUGUAUAUACAUAUGUGUACAUAAAUAUGAAUAGGAAUACAUAUAUAUGUACGUAUAUAUAUAAAUAGUUACGAUUAUUGAUAUGAAAAUGACACACACACACACACACACAUA